CGUUCCUGGACUUGAAGUUUGAUUAUCACACCGCGUUCAUAAACCGCCUACGCGAACAUGUCCAGAUGACCAAGUACAGCUGGAACGAGCUUCAAUCCUUCGAGUCCAAGAGGCGCUCCUGUGCCGAGAAAUUCGUGGAAAAGUAUGGCAUAACAUACUGGGGCGCAGAAACCCGCAAGAGUUACCUGCUGCCAGAGGCUUUUGAAGAGCCCGAAUCUCUCUGUACCUACCCAGAACGCAAAGACGAAAUCAUUCGGACGGUUGCCCUCUUGCUCGAAAGAAAGGCAAACAGUGCUAUGAGGAACAAAGAGAAGCCGGGCUCGAUGGAGGUCAGUAACAAAACAUCUCCUCUUGUCCGCAUAUAACUAACAAGAAGUUAUGGGGAAUAUACAGCUGGCUACACCCACUCGACGUACUUCUGCUUCCGUGCCACCAGCCUGGGUGAAUUCUCCCUAUGCUACAUCAACUUCAAGCCCGGAGCUUUUCAGAUAUACAGUGGACCACACAAAUGGAGAUAAACUCAAGAGAGGGGCAUCUGACAGAUGUAAGACAUCAACCGAUUGGGAAAUGGACGCCCCAGAACCCACUAGCCAAAAGCCUAGAAUCUCAGCACCGAGUGGUAUACGCCCGUUUAGCUCUAUUUGGAGUCAUGGCCAGGAGAACAAUGGCAACGUUCACCCCGAGCCAACAAGCCCGAAAGCGAAUUGGACCAGUGCUGGUGAUAAGGCAGGCACAACUGCUGAAAAAGCGAGUAAUCAGGAGGGAAACUACCCGAAUGAUACCAAGUUCUUGGUGGAGGCUUCGAGCCAGGAAGGAAUGGCGCCUGUCUGGGUGUCUUUUCAGAAUUUCCCGUCCGCAUCUUCGUUCUUGGAGCACAUGGCGGCUGAAUGCAGAGUGGACGAGUGGAGUCCAUCCAGGCAGAUCUUGACUGAAAACUCGAACUGGGAGUCUGGGCAACUGGUCCUUGCAGCUUCCGUUAAGUUUGAAUGGUCAGGAUUUGAAAUUCGUGUCCGCCAGGGGGUCGAUCACGACCUGACUAUCGUCUUUCAGGAACUGCAGAAGGCUUGGAAGUCCAAGGAACUUAAUCUGGAUGGCGGUUUGGUUAAGCAGUUCAGGAUUAAGGUGAUGCUUCACGUUAGUUGAUCUGCUAUUGGCUUUUUGUUCGUUGGUUGAAGUUUGAUAAGUGAAGUUAUAGUAAGUUUUGACGAUUCUGGGAGAUAACAGGAAUAACAGAGGGGCUUAUGAGAUGGAAAAAGUGAAAAU
Molecule: messenger RNA, 1263 nt
Organism: Aspergillus pseudonomiae
Lineage: Eukaryota; Fungi; Ascomycota; Eurotiomycetes; Eurotiales; Aspergillaceae
Exons: 2
Coding region: 379-1143 (254 amino acids)
Source: RefSeq, a predicted model, not a curated record